Molecule: messenger RNA, 2042 nt
Organism: Effrenium voratum
Lineage: Eukaryota; Dinophyceae; Suessiales; Symbiodiniaceae
Source: the annotation of a GenBank genome assembly
AUGGGCAUCGCCGUCGAGGGCUCGCGGCGACCGGGCAGCGGGCAGUUUGCGCAGCCUUCGCGCGGCGCAUGUGGCACCAUGUGGCACCCCCACGGCGCGGGCGUGGCGGGCGCGGCGGGCGCGGCGGAAGCAGCCCUCUUUGAGAAGGUGCGGCGCUUGUACCCCUUGGCCAGCGACCAGGACUACAAGCAGCACGGCCGGUGGCAGCGGGACCUGCUGCGCAUCGACCUCAAGCUGUUGCGGGCGCACCGCCGGGAGGCUGGCGCAGAGCUGGAGGACUCAGGGCCGGAUGAUCUUGAAGAUGGCCUGGACGUGGGCCAAGUAGAGACAGGAGAUGAAGUGGCGGAUGAGGAGGUUCCAGGGGAGGAAGCUGAGGACGCUGAGGAGGAAGAUUUUGAAGAAGUCGCUGUGGAGGAGGCAGCUGGAGAGGGCGAAGACAUGGAGGAAGCUGCGGAGGACCCAGAUGUGGAUGACCAGGAGGGUUUGGGUCGAGCGGCGGCAAAUGAAGGCGCGAAACCAGCAGUACGGUCCGUUUACAAGCCAGUGGAUGGUGGUAAGCCGGCAUUGGGUAUCAAGCUUGUAGGAGGCAACAGGCAAGCGGUUGCCAGCAGGGCGGCAGUUGCCAGCAAGACGCCGGUUGUCAGCAAGGCGGCGGUUGCCAGCAGGGCAGCAGUUGCAAGCAGGACAAUGGCUGCCAGCAAGCCGGUGCUCGGCAACAAAUCUGCCACUGUUAGUAAGCCUGUAAUGGCCAGCAAACAAGCAUCUGCCACUCAGCCUGCCUUUACCUAUAAGCCAGUUUCAGGCAGCAAGCCUGCCUUGACCAACACGCCAGCGCUUGCCAGCAGGCCAGCGCUUGCUAGCAAGCCGGCACUUGCCAACAGCAGGCCAGCUUCUGCAAGCAAGCCCGCGCUAGCCAACAGCAGGCCAGCUUCUGCAAGCAAGCCCGUGCUAGCCAACAGCAAGCCAGCUUUUGCAAGCAAGCCGGUGCUAGCCAACAGCAGGCCAGCUUUUGCAAGCAAGGCGUUGCUGGCCAACAGCAGGCCAGCUUUUGCAAGCAAGCCGGUGCUAGCCAACAGCAGGCCAGCUUUUGCAAGCAAGGCGCUGCUGGCCAACAGCAGGCCAGCUUUUGCAAGCAAGCCGGUGCUCGCAAACAGCAAGCCAGCACACAGCAGGCCACCACUUGCCAUCAAGCCAGCGUCGGCCGACACAAAAGCAUCGGCCAACGGACCAGUGCUCGGCUACAAGCGUUUGCCUACGCCCGUGCUUAGCAACAUGCCCAAGCAUGGCCACAGGCAGCCCGCUCCCAAGUUCUCUGCAAAGGCCUCGGCGAGAUUGCCUUUGCCACUUCCCAAGAGGCGAGCGCAGAUCCCCCUGCAGAAAGCUGCAACGCAAGACACGAAGUUGCUUGUGAGCAUGCCUAAAAAGCGGGCAGCGCCCACAGGGCUCCACAUGCCAACGCCCAAGAGGCGCUUGGCGCCGCCAGCAGAACCAGAGGAGCUUGACACGCCUGCGGAGCCUGAGGAGCUUGCGGAGCCUGACGAGCCGGAGGAGCCUGAGGAGCCUGAGGAGGAUGCGGGGCCUGAAGAGCCUGAGGAGCUUGCCGAGCCUGCGGAGCCCGUGAUGAAAGCGGCUCUCCGCAUGCCCACGCCCAAGAGGCGCUUUGCGCCACCAGCAGAACCUGCGGAGGAAAAACCUGCAGACGCGGAGCCAACGGAGAAACCAGCGGCCGGAGUCCGCUUGCCCCUGCCUGUGCCAAAGAAGCGAGCGGCACCUCCGGCUUUGACUCCCGCCAAGCGGUUCAACGGAGGCAGCGGACCGGCUUUGCCAAAGCCCGCUGCACAGGUCAAGGGCUCUGUGGGCCAGGAGCUCCGGCGCAUCGGGGAAUUCAUCGGGCAGUGGCAGCUGGAGCCACUGGCCGCGAAGAAGUGCCUGGCGCAGCUGGCGCCCGCCAGGAGGCAGUGGGUUUUGGAGAACUUUGAUGGCUCGACGCUGCUGGAGGACUUCGUCUGAGCUGCGCAUUGCGGAUCAGAAAGGAGUGGGAA